AUGUUUUGGAUCCUGGUGCGCGCCAUCAGCUACACGGUGCACGGGCUGAUCCCCGCGUCGUGCGUGUUCGCCGACCGCUACAACAGGGAGGAGGUGGUGCGCUCGCUGGGCAAGGAGGUGAACAUCAACCCGCCGCUGACGCUGGGACAGCUGCCCGACACACCCGAGGAGCUGCUCAAGCUGGACCAGGUGUUCAUCAAGUCCGAGCUGAAGGUGGGGGUGAUCUACGUGAAGGAGGGCCAGUACACCGAGGAGGAGAUCCUCGACAACAACGACAACAGCCCCAUGUUCGAGGAGUUCCUGCAGAUCCUGGGGGACAAGGUGCGCCUCAAAGGAUUCGACAAGUACAAGGGCGGCCUGGACACGGUGCACGACCUGACCGGCCUGUACUCGGUCUACACGAACUGGAGGAGCAUCGAGAUCAUGUUCCACGUCUCCACGCUGCUGCCCUACGAGAAGCACGACCCCCAGAAGCUGCAGCGCAAGCGGCACAUCGGCAACGACAUCGUGUGCGUGGUGUUCCUUGAGGCGGACAACACCAGCUUCAGCCCGGCGUGCAUCAAGUCGCACUUCCUGCACACCUUCAUCCUGGUGCGCACCAGCCCGCGCAUCAAGCGCAAGCCCACCAGAUACGAGGUUUCGGUGGUGACCCGUGACGAGGUUGGUGCCUACAAGCCAUACCUGUGGGAGCAGUCCGUCUUCGACAAGGGACCCAUGUUCCGGGAGUGGCUGCUCACCAAGAUCGUGAACGGCGAGCGCGCUUCCUACUCGGCGCCCAAGUUCGCGCGCAUGCAAGAGCGCACACGGUCGCAGAUGCUCGAGGACAUCGUGGCCAACCUGGCCAACCACGCAGAGACUGGUCAGAUACCCAAGCCCUACAGGCGCGGCUCGUGGCGGCCCAUCGGCCACAUGCGGCCGUCCAGCCCCCUACUGGACUCGGUGCGCGACCAGUUCGAGGACUACGACCAGCUGGCCAAAGACUUCACGCGCGCCUUCCUCAACAAUGAGGAGAACAUCGCUAUCAAUGCCAGCCUCUUCGACGUCGUCUUCCUCGUAGGCCAGAGCAAGAGCAAGACGCGCUUCAUCGGCGUCCGGGCCAUCCUGGGCGUGCGCAGUCGGUAA
This is a messenger RNA of Schistocerca cancellata (South American locust), 1122 nucleotides long. Its product is annotated as rap1 GTPase-activating protein 1-like. The coding region runs from base 1 to 1122 and encodes 373 amino acids. NCBI's taxonomy places the organism in Eukaryota, Metazoa, Arthropoda, Insecta, Orthoptera, Acrididae. Gene Ontology annotation, biological process: activation of GTPase activity; regulation of small GTPase mediated signal transduction. Gene Ontology annotation, cellular component: cytoplasm. The record is from RefSeq and is a predicted model, not a curated record. Gene Ontology annotation, molecular function: GTPase activator activity. The transcript is spliced from 7 exons.